UGAUUUGAAUGUACAAACUUAUAAAGUGAAUAACGAAAUCUCUGCGCUUAUUACUACAGCCAAAGGAAUUAUGGACACAGUUGAAUAAAAAUUGUUUAACACCAUAACGGAAAGCUACAAAAUUCCUGUGACUAAUCUUUGUUUAUAUUAUUCCAAGUUGCUACCACUCAUACGAACGGAACGUAUUUCUAGCGAAAAGUCACGUAGGCCACCGAUUCGAGAGCGCGCGUGUUUGUAUUAUUAUAAAUUAUAACCUGAUAAAUAUAACUAAGUUACGUGCAAAAGAAAUGUGUUUCCGUUAAAUUGACGAAAUGGAAGACUUCACGAACAAUCCAGGAGUGGUAGUAGUUCGAGCUAAACCCGAAGGGCAGAGGAAAACUUUUAAGCCGAACAUUCGCGCUGUUAAUAAAAUUCCUGAUGAAUUAUUAAAUGAUCCUAUGCUAAAUAGAGCUUGUGAAUCAUUACCUCAAAAUUAUAAUUUUGAGGUUCACAAAACGAUAUGGAGGAUAAGAUCGUUAGGAGCGAAGAGAGUGGCGUUGCAACUGCCAGAAGGCCUAACGAUGUUCGCAACAACUUUGUGUGAUAUUAUUGAAACCUUCACUGAAGCAGACACGGUUAUUAUGGGUGAUGUUACAUAUGGAGCCUGCUGUAUCGAUGAUUUUACAGCACUCGCCCUCGGUGUCGACCUUCUCGUACACUACGGACAUUCUUGUCUUAUUCCCAUUGACCAAACUGGUGAUAUCAAGGUUCUGUACAUAUUUGUAGAUAUAAAAAUAGAUCCAUCACAUUUUGUAGAAACUAUUAAAUUAAACUUCCCCAAGAGAACCCACUUGGCUUUAGUUAGUACUAUACAAUUUGUUACAACAUUACAUUCUGUAGCUAAAAAUCUGAGGACCGAAGAAUACAUAGUCACGGUGCCACAGUGUAAACCACUAUCUCCUGGGGAGAUUCUUGGCUGUACCGCACCAAAGUUAAGUGCAGAUGCCAUUGUGUACCUUGGUGAUGGACGGUUCCAUUUAGAAUCUAUAAUGAUUGCAAAUCCAAAAGUUCUUGCUUACAAAUAUGAUCCCUAUGAUAAAAAAUUUACAUCAGAAAUAUAUGAACAUGAAUUGAUGCAAGAAAAUAGGCAGAAUCAGAUUAAAACAGCAGAAGGCUCUGGAAGCUUUGGUUUGAUUUUGGGAACUCUAGGCAGGCAAGGGAGUACUAAAGUAUUGAGUAAUUUAGAAAAACAGAUACGGAAUUCAGACAGAAAAUAUGUAAAGAUUCUUUUGUCUGAAAUAUUUCCAAGUAAACUAGCGUUAUUUAGACUAGAUGCAUUUGUGCAAGUUGCAUGUCCUAGGCUGUCAAUCGACUGGGGCAUGGCUUUCCCAAAGCCUUUACUUACUCCAUAUGAAUUUUCUGUAACUUUAGGAAAUAGUAAAUGGUUAAAAGAAGAUGGGACGUAUCCUAUGGAUUUUUAUUCAAAUGACAGUCUUGGGCCAUGGACUCCUAAUUACAAGCCAGUGUUAUGUUCUGGUACAGAUAAAAAGUGUGAUAACUGUUGCGGAGGAAAAGGAAAAUAGAGUACUUACGGCAACAUCUCGGGGUACUACAGCGGCCGUUUCUCUGGCUUGGGCAAACACUUGCGAAUCCAAGAACUUUGAAGGAAAUGUUUCGGCAAAGUUCUGAAUUGGAAUGUUCUUGGUGUCAGGUCUGAAAAGGUGAUGAUAUAAAUUCCCUACAUAGAUAAGUUGAUUGUAAUGAUUUUUUCCAUUACAUAUUUAAAAUGUGGAUGAAACAAAUUCUCAAAUGUGAUAGUGUACCCCAAAUUGAUACUCUAGAGAUGAGUCUAUGGCAUUUUAGAGCUAGAUAAGAGCGGUAGUAGAGGACAAAAGGUGGCAAAUUGAUGAAAUUUUUUAUCAAUCAAAACAAGGGACUGCUUAUUUUGUGUGUGAUGUUUAUAAUCACCAUAAUUAAAGUUAUGUAUAUAACAAAAGUAAUCAGCCACACAAACAUCAAAAACAUACUAACGAGUAUGUAAUAAAUAACACUUGGCAAUAUUGAUUCACUAGAACUUUAAAUAUGUUUAUGUUGUUUGGUCUUUAAUAAUCGGGAGAAAUUAAUAUUAAAUCAAACCUACUAUACUUUAAAAGAUGUAUAAAAAUGAUUUAAAAUUUUAUUGUGAGGCAAAUAUUAUAAAAAGCUUCAAAAAUAUGUAAAAUAUAUGUACCUGUGCAUGAGAGCUACUGAGUAGCAAUAGUUGAAGAGCUGAGGGUUCAAGUUGCCCCGUGCGUACACGCAUGUCGACAGCAAGUCCUGCAACUGGUCCGUUGGGACACCUAGAAAAAUGUGUUACUAAAUGAAAUGAAAUAAAUUUUUAUUAUUUAUA
Molecule: messenger RNA, 2368 nt
Organism: Amyelois transitella
Lineage: Eukaryota; Metazoa; Arthropoda; Insecta; Lepidoptera; Pyralidae
Gene: Dph1
Product: 2-(3-amino-3-carboxypropyl)histidine synthase subunit 1
Exons: 2
Coding region: 312-1562 (416 amino acids)
Biological process (GO): protein histidyl modification to diphthamide
Molecular function (GO): 2-(3-amino-3-carboxypropyl)histidine synthase activity
Source: RefSeq, a predicted model, not a curated record